AUGAAUACAGAUCUGCUAGAAUGUAAGAAGAAAGCGAUGGAAUACCUUAAAUCGGAAAACCCGCCAUGCCAUGUGAACGGCAGAAAGAAAGGCUAUAUACAAGUUAUGAAAGAUCUGUGGGACAAGAGAGGAUACGAACAUCUUGGAUUGAAGAGUCAAAACCUGCGACAUCAAGCCGCUAGGCUUGAGAAAAUUAACGCUGCAAUUGAGACUCGUGCUAUCGGUAAAGUAAGCGGCGGAGCGGUUAUCGAUGACGAAAGAGAGCAGACAUUAGAUGAAAACCAGAGAAGGCACAACACGAUUUCACAACAUGAAUUUAACAAUUUUGAAAAUCAAAACACCAUUAGUCAAAAUGCAAAUUUGGAGGUAAACAGCAAUCUGGAUUUGCAUACAGACAAUGAUAUUGUCCAAAACAGUCACGAACGGCAAGAAACCGAAGCUGUAGAGGGCUUUGAAGUAACUAAUGACUGUCCUGGUGAACCACACGCCGGCAUACAUGAAACAGGACGUCUACCCGACUAUGUUGCUGUUGAUAUACCAUCGAUUACCAUCUGGGGACGCAGAGCGGACGGCUCAAUAAUUACGGUCAACUCGUCAACCAUAAUUAAUGCAUACGAUGAAAUUACGCGAUGGCGUAAAAAUACUUUUCUCGUCCCGUAUGGCAAAGUGGGUGAGACUUUAUCGACCAGCUAACACAACAUAUAAACGAUUGGAACAACGCAUCGCAAACACAACACAUAGCGCUGAAAGCUGCAAUUGUUCUCUUGGCAACGGCACUGCAAAAGCCAAGCGUAAAAUCGAAGGCAAAAGAUCACAAAGAGUGCUUGGAAAAACGACUAGCGCUAUGGAAAGAAGGAGAAGUCGAGAGCUUACUUCGUGAAGGCCGGUCCAUUCAAAAGCGUCUAGCAAAGGCUAAAAGGACGGAGCCUCCAAAUAAAGCGAAGAUAUUCGCCAAGUUGGUCAUGGAAGGUCAGAUCAAUUCUGCUUUGAGAUUCUCAAUGAGGCUGAUUGUGAUGGAGUGCUGUCUUUGACUGACGACGUGAUGAGACAGCUUCAGGAGAAACACCCUGAGGCACAAGAGGCCAAACUUGGCUCGUUACUCUUCGGGCCAUUUGAGGAAGUGCACGAUUCGUUAUAUCAGCAGAUCGAUGGCGCAAUGAUACGCGAGACAGCAUUGCGAACCAAGGGCUCCGGCGGCCCUUCAGGAGUGGAUGCAAAUGGAUUCAAGCGUAUUUUCGCAUGUAAAUCGUUUAAGAAAUCAGGCGUAAACUUGUGUGAGGCAGUAGCAACAAUGAUCCGGCGGCUAUGUACGGAAUACAUUGACCCGAGAACUAUCGAGCCUAUAUUAGCCAACAGGCUUAUACCUCUUGACAAAGGCGAGGGCGCGGUUCGUCCAAUUGGCGUCGGGGAAGUUGUCAGGAGGAUUGUCGGGAAAUGUGUUAUGAAAGUGAUUAAGCCCAACGUGAUUGAUGCCAGUGGAUUGCUACAGGUGUGCGCAAGUCUUAAGAGCGGAAGUGAGGCAGCCGUUCAUGCGAUGCACUCCAUAUUUGAAGCAGACGAGACAGAUGCCGUACUUCUGAUUGACGCCUCAAACGCAUUCAACGCACUCAAUCGAGCGGCUGCACUCCACAACAUAACAGUUCUGUGUCCAUCUAUGUCAACCUAUGCAAUUAACACCUAUCGCGAACCAGCUAGACUAUUUUUAUCUGGUGGAGGAGAGCUCAAGUCCACCGAGGGUACCACACAAGGGGAUCCCCUGGCCAUGGAGAUGUAUGCCAUCAUUCUUCAACCCCUGAUCACCGGAUUGAAUGUGUCAAGCAACGUCAAGCAAUGUUGGUUUGCUGACGACGCGAGUGGCGCGGGAUUUCUGGAAGAUAUCAAACGAUGGUGGCAACACCUGAAUGAAGCUGGCCCUAAUUUGGGAUACUUUCCAAAUGCUAAGAAAUGCUGGCUGAUCAUAAAGCCUGGAAAAGAAGAAAGUGCUCAUGCUAUUUUUGAUGUAGCCUGGAGCAGGUUCUCUGGGUGAAAGAGAGCCUGCAAGGAUCCCUAUGAUGUUCGUGUGCCGCCCCUUCAAUUAGCAUGUCACAAAUCAAUUAAUAAUGACCAAUCAACGCAGACCGGAAAUACGUUUUAACAUUGUAUCGCAGGCGUUGACAACAAAAACAACUUUGUCCUGGAUAUUUCUAGGAUAUUUCAACAAUGUCGAAUAUAAACGAAACACCUAAAAAAUUAGUUCCAACUGCAAAACAUAAGAAACUAAAUUCGAACGAUUAUUGUAGGUGUUGUAAAUUAUCCCUAAGAGUUCAGUAUGGAGACUCUUGGAAGUCUGUAUCCACUGAAAAUGUCUUUAAUGCAUCUAAAAAAAAGGGAUUCGAAGGGCAAAUUUUAGCGCAGAAUGUGGAUGCGAUUGGAAUAAAGGUGGAGAGAAAAUCCGAUUUAUCAGAAAGACUUU
Paramuricea clavata is the source of this 2452-nucleotide messenger RNA. The record is from the annotation of a GenBank genome assembly. Lineage: Eukaryota; Metazoa; Cnidaria; Anthozoa; Malacalcyonacea; Plexauridae.